This is a messenger RNA of Talaromyces atroroseus, 1224 nucleotides long. RefSeq lists its product as hypothetical. The transcript has a single exon. The coding region runs from base 1 to 1224 and encodes 407 amino acids. The record is from RefSeq and is a predicted model, not a curated record. Lineage: Eukaryota; Fungi; Ascomycota; Eurotiomycetes; Eurotiales; Trichocomaceae.
AUGAGUCAGUCCUCCUCGUCACAAUCAAACGAUCCUGUCCGUGACGAAAGUCCUGGAAUAGCAAACGAAACGCUCCCAAACAUGAGCGAGUCAUCUAGCCAUGCAUCAACCACGGGCACGAACGCGUCACCAUCAAGGCCUCGCGUUCUCUACGGCACUUCCAGAAGACCAGUAGCAAGCGAUGAAGCAACAACACGUUCAUCACCUCCUGUGGUUCUGGGCAUUGUGCCAAUCGACAGACCACGCUCCAGCACUUCUACUGGCAGCGCCGCUUCAAAAAAACCCAAGAGAAAUACCAGAGCAUCAGCAUCAGCAUCGACCAGCAAAGUCACCAAGAAGAAGAACCAGAGAUCUAGCACUUCUUCUGCUGCUGCUGCUACUACAACAACAACCGCUUCAAGCUCAAAUCCAGCCGCGACUGAAAUUAGCAGAACUCAUUCAUCCGCUGAGCUUACCGCCGAUACUCAUCUUAUGACCAGAAGCAACGCUCGCAACCCCAACUCGUUGAUGAACAGCACCAUGCGCUCAGUAACGAAUUCAGACAAUCCCUCUGGCAUCGGCAGAUAUCGUUUACCAGUCCGAUCUGGCAUUGCCGAUGCCGAGCAAUUAGCCACUCCUAUCAGCUCUCGAGGGACCAGAAAUCGCUAUCUUGAAACACCAGCGUUGAAUGCAGAGACCAAUAUUAGCUUCUUCAACAGCAGAAACCGCUUCAGCAGUAACAGCACCAGGGUUGCUCUCAGCGACCAUGAGCAGCAACAGCUUCAGCAGAUGACCACUCAAGCUCGAGCUAGACGCGCCAGAGACACGAUGCACAUAGACUUUGUGCUCAAUCAGGAUUUUCCUUCUGCUAGUGGCGCUGGGGCAGCUAGUCCAGGUUCUGGUGGUGCUACUACUCCCUCUGCACUAAGCGAUUUCGACAGACAAUUCUUUUUCGGGACGCCUCGUACUCGAAUUACCACCGCGGCUACUGGUACAGCUGCCGGUGUUGUAGGAACGUCAGCACCAUCUCCCACCGCUCUUUCACCCCCCGCCGACUCCUCUAGUGACAAGGAGGACCAGCCAGACACGAAGAAGAAAAAGAAGAACAACAGCAGUUAUGUCGAAUCUACCAGGGAUCGCCCAGGGGACAGGGAUGUUGAAAGAUUCAUGCGCCCUGAGCAGCGGCGAUAUGAGGAUACGCUGCUUGAGAUUUUGGAUGGGCUUGAGUUGCCGUUUAAUGCUUGA